This is a messenger RNA of Seminavis robusta, 798 nucleotides long. The record is from the annotation of a GenBank genome assembly. NCBI's taxonomy places the organism in Eukaryota, Bacillariophyta, Bacillariophyceae, Naviculales, Naviculaceae.
AUGCAGGCUUUGAGGGUGAUGGCAGUCAAUGCCGCUCUGCUCCCAAGUCUGGCACUGUUUGAGGAGACCCUCACUUCCAAACUUGGAAUGGGAAAUGCCUACAUGGGACCCUGUGAUCUCAUUCUUCUGGAUGCCCCCAAGUUUGAGGAUGGAUUCCCUCUGUUGGUGGUCAUUCGGACCACAACUAGAUGCGAUUACAGCUAUGUGGAAAGUGCAGCCAUUAAGAUUGGAAAUGACAUCUUGGAGGUUGCCAGUUUCGGAGAACACUUUUUGAAUGGAGUGGAUGGAGCCGACCUGGCCCACGAGGACAUUUUCUUGGGUCCUUUUCCGGUUCACUACAAGCAAGUUGAUAUCCGAACCCAUACCUUUGACAUUUCCGUGGGUGGUGGGGAAACUAUUACCCUCAAGAGCUACAAGGAGCUUGCCUCUGUCAAGCUGGACAAGGCUGAUGCCCAGCGGUUCUUGGGGAGCCAAGGAAUGCUAGGAGAUUAUGCAACUGGAGAGACCAUGUCUCGGGAUGGGACCAUGGUUGUUACCGACCCUGACCUUCUUGCCGCCGAGUGGCAAGUCCAUCCGGAGGAUGAUGGUUUGGUGUUUCAGACUGCACAAGCCCCUCAGUAUCCCCAGUCCUGUGAGCUCCCACACCAAUCCAAAACCACCAAAAGCAGACGUCUUGGUGAAUCGACUGUUCCUGAAGAUGAUGCAAGAAAUGCCUGUGCUGGGGCAACCAACAUGGAUGGCUGUGUGCAUGAUGUCUUGGCUACAGGAGAUUUGGAACUUGCCUCUGUGGUAUGGUAG